This is a messenger RNA of Megalopta genalis, 389 nucleotides long. RefSeq names its product Nop10 ribonucleoprotein (gene Nop10). NCBI's taxonomy places the organism in Eukaryota, Metazoa, Arthropoda, Insecta, Hymenoptera, Halictidae. Gene Ontology annotation, molecular function: snoRNA binding; telomerase RNA binding. Gene Ontology annotation, biological process: rRNA pseudouridine synthesis; snRNA pseudouridine synthesis; ribosome biogenesis. Gene Ontology annotation, cellular component: box H/ACA snoRNP complex. The record is from RefSeq and is a predicted model, not a curated record.
AUGUACGUUACACACUCAACCACGAGACCACGAGGUGGAAAUUGAAACUGAACGUAAAACAUAACCUACGCUAGAAAACGUACACAUAAAACUGCAAAAAUGUAUUUGAUGUAUUAUUUAUCUGAAGACGGUGAACGAGUGUAUACAUUGGAGAAAAUCGAUCCAAAGGGAAAACCAACGUUAUCAGCGCAUCCUGCUCGUUUUUCUCCGGAAGAUAAAUAUUCAAGAGAAAGAAUUACAUUAAAAAGGAGAUAUGGUCUCUUACUCAUACAACAAUCAGUACCAUCUUAUUAACAAUUAUUUGUUAUUUAUAAUUAAAUGUACCGAAAUUCCAGAAUAAUCAAAUUAAAUAUUAAAUGCUAAAAUAAAUAUAUAUUUUAUUCUUAUCU